Messenger RNA from Dentiscutata erythropus, 1572 nucleotides. The record is from the annotation of a GenBank genome assembly. Lineage: Eukaryota; Fungi; Glomeromycota; Glomeromycetes; Diversisporales; Gigasporaceae.
AUGUCUUUUCAGCAAAAACAUAGGAUUGAAAAAGAUACCUUUGGUGAUAUUCAAGUUCCUGCGGACCGGUAUUGGGGAGCCCAAACACAAAGGAUGAAGUCUGAUAUUGAUCUUCAUCUUGAAAGGUCUCUCCAAAACUUUAAUAUUGGUGGACCCACUGAACGCAUGCCUGAACCUUUAAUAAAAGCAUUUGGUAUCGUAAAGAGGGCUGCCGCUACUGUUAAUAUGUCUUAUGGUCUUGACCAAACGAUAGGCAAUGCCAUUAUCCAAGCUGCAGAUGAGGUGAUCGAAGGAAAACUUUUAGAUCAUUUUCCAUUAGUCGUUUGGCAGACUGGAUCUGGGACACAAACUAACAUGAACGCUAAUGAGGUCAUUGCGAAUCGUGCUAUCGAAAUUUUGGGUGGUCAACUUGGUAGUAAAAACCCUGUGCAUCCCAACGACCAUGUAAACAUGAGCCAAUCAUCCAACGACACUUUUCCCACCGCAAUGCACGUGUCUGCUUCCAUAGAAAUAAACAAGAGACUUAUUCACGCUUUGACACGUUUGCAUGAUGCUAUUUAUGACAAGUCAAAAAGCUUUGCAAAUAUAAUCAAAAUCGGAAGAACACAUUUGCAGGAUGCAACACCACUUACUCUUGGAAAUGAGUUUUCUGGAUACGCACAACAAUUGGCAUUUGGAAUAGAACGUGUUAAGGCAACUCUUCCAAGGCUAUAUUAUCUUGCACAAGGUGGUACAGCUGUUGGCACUGGGUUGAAUACCUUCCCAGGAUUUGAUGUUAAAAUCGCGGCUGAAAUCUCAAAAAUCACUGGAUUGCCAUUCCAGUCAGCUCCAAAUAAGUUCGAGGCAUUAGCAGCUCAUGAUGCCAUAGUUGAAGUUAGCGGAGCUCUUAACGUUCUUUCAGUAUCUAUAAUGAAAAUUGCUAAUGAUAUUCGUUUCCUUGGAUCUGGCCCUCGUUGUGGACUUGGUGAAAUUUCACUUCCCGAGAAUGAACCUGGUUCAUCGAUUAUGCCUGGUAAAGUUAAUCCAACACAAUGCGAGGCAAUAACUAUGGUGGCGGCUCAAGUUAUGGGAAAUAAUACCGCAGUUACAAUCUCUGGCUCAUAUGGCCAUUUCGAAUUAAAUGUUUUUAAACCAGUAUUAAUUAAAAACCUCCUCCAUUCAAUCCGAAUUUUGAGUGAUGCAAGUGAAUCCUUCACGAACAAUUGUAUUGUGGGAAUAAAAGCGAAUGAAAAGAAGAUAAAUGAAAUUAUGAAUCAAAGUUUGAUGCUUGUAACUGCGCUUAAUACCCAUAUUGGUUAUGAUAAGGCUGCUUCUGUGGCGAAGAAGGCACAUAAGGAAGAUUUAACACUUAAAGAAGCCGCCAUUAAAUUGGGCGUCUUGACGGAAAGCCAAUUCAAUGAAUGGGUCAAACCCGAAAAAAUGCUUGCAGGUGACAUGCCAAGUGGACAUAGCCCGCAUGCCACUUCACCGUAUAAUGCCUCAAACUUAUUGAAAGUCCUUGUAAGGAUACCUUUCAUAUCUACUUUUCGCCCCAUGCGAGCUUUAACCGUAACCGUUACCACCAGAGGAUGA